Molecule: messenger RNA, 1472 nt
Organism: Oryctolagus cuniculus (rabbit)
Lineage: Eukaryota; Metazoa; Chordata; Mammalia; Lagomorpha; Leporidae
Source: RefSeq, a predicted model, not a curated record
CAACUACACGGCCCUGCUGGGAGUGUGGAUCUACGGCUUCUUCGUGCUCAUGCUGCUGCUCCUGGAUCUGCUCUACUACUCGGCCAUGAACUACGACAUCUGCAGGGUGUACCUGGCGCGCUGGGGCAUCCAUGGACGAUGGGUGAAGCAGGACCCCCGGCGCUGGGGGACCCCUGCUCGGGCCCCCCGGCCGGGGCCGCCCGCCCCCCAGCCGCAGCCGCCUCCGGGAGCCCUGCCUCGAGCCCCCCGGGCCGUGCACACGCCGCGGGGAGACCCCCACAGCCCACCGCUGAUGACCUCCCAGAGCUCGUCCGCCUGAAAGCCCUUUUGCCUCAGGAUGGGGGCGGCGAGACCCGGAGCAGCCGGCGCAGCCUCCGAGAAGAGCGGCUUCUGCAGAGACGCCGGGGAGCGCCGUGGCGGUGGCAGCGGACGGCGGGUGCCUGGCGCCCCAGACUCCCCCCCACGGACUCCUGAGCCCGGAGCACGGGCAGGAGGCGGAGCCCCCCGGCCACAAGCAAUAGUCUGUCCUCUCCUGGGCUGGGGGCUCGCUGCCACCCUGGAACCCGCUGCCUGCACGCGUGGCCCGCGGGCGUGCGCACCUGUGACUCCCGGUGUGCGUUCUGUGCGCUCGGUCCCUUGGGUGGGUUUAGCGGAGCUCCGUCCGUCAGGUCCCCUGGGGGGGCACAGGUCACCGUGCGGCUGGCAGCUGCGGCCGGGGUCUGAGGCUCACGCUGCUGCUUGCGACGGUCGCUGACGGGGCUGGCUGAGCGAGGGUGCAGGCUGGCCGCGCCACGGGGGCCUGGGGAGGAGAAGGCAGUCAGGGUGUCCCUGUGGCAUUUGUCCCUGUGAUGACAGGGGCUCCCAGGGACGGGGAGGAGCCCCAGGCCGGCGCCCCACGCUCUGUCACACCAUCUGGGCAGGGCAGCUCCUGGAGGAGUGACAGAGCAGAGGAGGGGUGCCCAGGCUCUUACAGCCACGAGGCGGCCAACCCCUUGGUCUGACCGCGGCAGGGACGGGACGUGCCCCCCAGCCCAGGGCCCCCAGCUCCGUCCCCGGAGCCUCUCUCCGAUGCCUUCCCGCGGGGGCCGCCCCCGAGCUGUCACUGCCCGGAGCCCAUGUCCACUCGCGCCUGCUGCGUGGCGCGGGGCCCAUGCUGGCCAGGGGCCCAGGUGAAGGACAGGACAGGCCUGUCUCUGGGGAGCUCCCCGCCUGGCGUGAGACACACACGGGCAUCUCUGCAGACGAGGCAGCGAGGGUGCUGGAAACCCUGAGCAGAAGGUUCUAGAAAUCCAUCCCCUUUAAGGCGGGAUUCCACAGGGCCCGCUGCCCACCUGCUGCCCCGGGGCACACACGCAGCAGGACAUCCCCAGGAAGUGACCUCAUCGGGUCCCCGUGCUGCCAGUGUAGACACACUCCUGCCACCAGUGUUAGCGACACCCGGUGCCCGGCUCAAUAAACACGUAUCCACUCCA